AUGCUGUCAUACGCCCUCCGGCAAAGACACUCGACUUCAUGGGCCAAAAUGCGAAGGGGCUCUCCUGGCAAUCUGCGUCUGUUGUGGAACUCCGACCUCAGCAGCACCGGUUGGUUAUACUGCCCGAAACGUCUCUGAAGUGCCCCAACCAGAGCAUUAUAAUCCCCCUUUGCUCCUCGGUCAGCAGCAGCAGGCAUGCAGCUGCAUCCUCACACAGGCACAAAGCCAAUUGGAGAGCUUUAUGUUCCUCAGACCAGCCAGCUGCAACAGCUAACAGCUCAAACUGUGCAAUAAACACUUCCCAUGGCGUCUUGCCGCCGAACUUAGGCGUUUUUAUGUUCGCGGCAGCUUGCUGGGCGCCGCCAUGUUUGUUUACAUCACGUGACGGCGCGCCAAGCGAGGUCGACUCCCCCCCACCGGAAUCGCGGCCACGGUGCGAAAAUGUCCCGAGCCUAGUCAAACCUGGAGAAAAUCCAGCCUCAGCAGACAGCCGCAGCGCCGUUUCCCUCACUCUAUGGGCAGGCGAGCGCGGACGAACCUCCCUCUCCUCUGUCUCCCUCUUAAUCUUGUCCGGCAACAUCCUCCGGUCUCGUGACGGUCACCGUCGCCAGCAACAGGUUGUCGGGCGUUUCAGGCGGACGUUCUUCACUUCUGACACCAGUGUAACGUUCUCAAGAACCAGACGUUUGGGUCUCAGUUUGUCCGUUUAUUCGGUGACAGGCGAACAGGCCGUUAACUCCGGGGAGAGUGCUCUCAUACAACCCCUCACUUCAGCCCCGCACAGUCACACACAACCACAACAACACAGGACCGCCCUCCCCUUCCUGCACACAUUAACACCCUUUUUCCUGCAGCACAACCAAACAUGUAUCUUAAAGAAACAACAGCGUGCAGAGAUAAACAACCUGACUAUAACACAACAUUUAUCCAUCGUUACAAUAUAGUUUCCAUUUAUUUAACCCCCAAAAAUUAUAUUUACAAAAGUAAUAAAUGUUGAGCUCAUAAAAGAGGUCAAAGAAACAAAACUGAACUCAGGCAAAGACUGCAAACUUAACAAACCAAAUGACUGCCCAAACAAACAUAAUUGACCUAACAUGAAAUAACAUACAAGGGUAUAUAUAAUGGCUGAUCAGACCAUUGUGACACAUGAGGGGUAACAAACAAACACAAUCAUAAAUCACAAAACAAUGCAGUACAAUCUAGUUUGUUAAUAAACUAAACACCAAAGAGGAAAAUCAAAAACCCCAUUAAACCCUAAACUCAAAUAUUUAAUUAAAUACAAAUACUUUGUUUUUAAAGUAAAGAAAACACAUAUUCUCCCCUUUAGCAGGAAGUGGUGGUGUGGUCCAAUUAGCCCUCUUUGUAUUUAAUGGUUUCAAACCCUGGCUACCAGCUUUUCUCCAGCAACUCCCAGGGAUGAUGGCAGGUAAGAAAUAAAAAGACAAAGGUUAGUCAAAAAUCAAAGUAAUGAAGUGGUAUGAAUACAUAAGUAAACUAAAUGUGCGCGCUUACAAAUAGAACAAAUGUAUCCAAACCAAUCAAUAAAGUUAUUGGAAACUAAAGUGUGUUACUAUGUUCAAAUGAAAAAAUGAAGAGUUACUGACUUUAAAGUGUGGCCACGGGUUUGGCCAUCACAACUGCCAGACUCUGUAAUACUGUAAAUGAUCAGUGACUCAGGUUAACACUAAACUUUAAACGGUCCCUCUGUGUCUCUGUGUGUGCUGAACAUUUAGGAUUGAGUCAGGCUGCAUUGACUGUGGGACUUUUCUGUGUUAAAAGCAGGUUGAAGACGGCUCAGAAACAUUUGAAGAUUAAAAUUUACAUUUAUUUAUUAAUUAAUUAAUUUAUGGCUGCUGGUGGUUUGUAAAGCUUCUACUCAGCUGUAUUUUUGUUACUAAUUUAUGUUUGUUGUUGUUUAACACAGAUUUCAGAAGAGCGAAGAUGAGCACUGUUGCUUCAUCCUUAAUAGUUUAACUGGAUUGGAAAUCAAAAAAAUCCUGAUUCUUCAUCCACAGAAGUUUCAUUUGUCAGUGUCGGACUGCUGAGUCACCUGAAGAACUCAUUUCAUUCUCCACGAUGUUGAUUUACAGAAAUGUUUCACAGGAACUGAUUCCUCCCAAAGAUUGAACUAGUGUGUUUCCAUAGAUUAUCUCUGUAUGAAUGUACUUCAUAAAUGAAGGCAAGUGUUUGUCCUUUUAGUUCCUCAGGUACAGUACGUGAUAUUCAGGGCAGGCGGUCAACACUGGGGGAAGACAAGAAGCAGACGUACUUCCCAGAGGGAGCUGCAGUGAGGACACAGCCUGUCACUGAGGUCAGAGGAGGCGCUGGAAGGUUUCCCUAAUAGUUCCUGGUGAAUCAAAGCAGAACCAUAAAGGUUGCUGGACUGCAUGAUGGCCUUACCCCUGAGCAGUCAUCCUGUUAAAGGAGGAACCAGUUAGAAGCUGUUUUCAAAGUAGCUGAGCAGAUUUCAUCUCAACAGACAAAGAAGAUGUUUGGAGAAGAACUUCAGGCUGUGGACUGACAAGAUCAAAGCAGCUCGUGCUCUGUCUGCUUCCAUUUUGAUGGCAAGAAGAAGAAGACGACUUCAGCGAAGUGGCGUUCAUGGUCUCAGUGGACAGUCAUGGUCACACACUGCAUGUGGUUUUAAAAGCAACAUGUCUGUUCACCACAACAAUUGAGAUGUGUAAUAUUAGUGCAGCUACAGUUUGUUCUUGAACAUCAGUUCUGUUUUCUACUUUGACCACUUAGACCAAAAAAAGUGUUGUUUUCAGAUUCUUUCUUAUAAAUCUGUAAAGCACCUGCUCAUUUUUUAUUACAAUUAGUUUCACAUAAAUGUUAGUGUUUCCUUUAUGGUCUUUUAAUGCUUACACUACACUGUACACGUCUACAUUAGAGACAUUUCUGUUACCUAUUUAUGAGACUGGGCUGCUUGACUACAAUUUGGAAAUGGAUGCAAAAUCACACGGAUCGUUCUAUUGUUUGUUUUUUAAUAUGAUUCAAUUCAAUUCAAUGAAACUUUAUUUAUCCUGAAGGUUGACCCCAAGGAAAAUUCGGGCUAAGGCCAACACAGGACGUGUCUGACUAAGCAAAGAUGAAUCUGAUCCCAUUUCUACCUGUCUCUACUGUUUCAACUGUAACUGUCAGGAUAUAUAUUUAUUCCAGCUCUCAUAGGGCAAAGGAAUGACUCAGACUUGUCAAAUGUUCUUUGACUUGAUACACAAUUUGAAGUUCACAGUUUUCUUACAAAUAAAACUAUAAUGACAAACAUGAA
Molecule: messenger RNA, 3271 nt
Organism: Oreochromis niloticus (Nile tilapia)
Lineage: Eukaryota; Metazoa; Chordata; Actinopteri; Cichliformes; Cichlidae
Exons: 4
Coding region: 39-944 (301 amino acids)
Source: RefSeq, a predicted model, not a curated record